This is a messenger RNA of Anarrhichthys ocellatus (wolf-eel), 1088 nucleotides long. RefSeq names its product protein virilizer homolog. NCBI's taxonomy places the organism in Eukaryota, Metazoa, Chordata, Actinopteri, Perciformes, Anarhichadidae. Gene Ontology annotation, molecular function: RNA binding. Gene Ontology annotation, cellular component: RNA N6-methyladenosine methyltransferase complex. The transcript has 3 exons. Bases 26 to 316 code for a protein of 96 amino acids. The record is from RefSeq and is a predicted model, not a curated record. Gene Ontology annotation, biological process: mRNA modification.
AACCCGGAAGUGUACCCUCGGCCCGAUGGAGAGCAAGAAAGCGAUGGCGGGGGACACUUCAACCGAGCUUCUUUUUAUAGAUACGUUUAAGCACCAGAGUGCAGAGUUAACCAACGUGGAUGUGGUGCGGUUUCCUUGCGGGGUGCUGAUCACAGAAGUGCGGGUCAUUCCUCCAGGGAUCAAAGCACACAGCAACGUACCUGACAACAGAGCAUUUGGGGAGACAUCACCUCAUGCCUUCCAGUUAGAGCUGUUCUUUAAUAAUGCCACCAAACCCAACAACCCCACGUUCCACAGACUGGGCAGGUCAGAAUGAUUUUCCCUUCCCCUUCUUUCCCCUUGUUUCUGUGUUACUUUGAACCUCUCCUUAAUCUCUGUAUUUCCUGGUCAUGUUCCAAAAGUGCUUCAGAUGCAGAUGUCUGUCUCACCUGUAGAACCAGUCGUGGUAGCAUCUGAGCCCUGUUCUCAGACCAGAGCGGUGCGUGCGUGUGUGCACCUGCACCCACCCAUAUUCAAGUCUCUUUGUUCCCAUGCUGGCUAACUGGUCUCUCCAGAAACUCAACCUCGCCCACAAAGUAGCUGAAAGUGACGCAAAACGUGUCGGUCCUGGUGUGAUGGAUGAAGAGUGGAAUGAUUGAGUCCAACAUUUUUAUUCUACCUUCAUAAUAACAGAGGUGUGCACAGUAGCACCCGAGCGUGGACUUGUAUUGAGAGGUGUGUAUUGUGUAAGAGUUGUUGAAAACUAAAUACGACACACCCAAGUUAUUAUCUCUGCUGGGAAAGUUGGGAGUAGUUUUUUAUUUCUUUAAACCAGUCUGGUUGCUAUUUUAAGAUUCUUCCAAAUGUCAAAAACUAAUUUGACUGAAACGUUUGUGGACAAGAAUUGUUUUUGUCAGCUGAGGUGAUAAUUGGGAUAUAGAUGAUCUGCGCAAUGCCCAAAUCUUACAAUAAUACAAACAAUAACAGGGAAACCUUGCUGCUCCUUCUGGCAUCAUGUUGGCUAAAUGUUGGUGACAUUGUCCAGGCUUUUUGAUUUCUGACCUCUUAAAAUUAUACCUACAAUCUACUUUGGAACACUUAUAAGUCAA